AUGCAAGCGGAAAAGGUCGCUGAUCAUAUCACUCAAUGGCUCAAAGAUUAUCAUCAAACUAGUCAUACAAAAGGCUUUGUUGUCGGUGUUUCCGGUGGAAUCGAUUCGGCUGUUGUAUCAACACUAUGUGCUCGCACCGGCUUGCCUGUCUUAGUUAUGGAAAUGCCUAUUCGACAGUCAGCGAAUGAAAUACGUCGAAGUCAUGCGCAUAUUAAUUGGUUGAAGUCAACAUUUCCGAAUGUACGCGCGGGUGAGGUCAAUUUAACUGAGGUCUUCGAAACAUUCCAAGCAACAGUCAAAAACAAUGAAUUGAACGAAACAAAUUCUGCUACCGACAUCGCAUUUGCCAAUAUGAGAUCUCGAUUACGAAUGGUUAACUUGUAUUACUUCGCGUCGAUCAACAACUAUCUCGUUGGUGGUACAGGGAACAAAGUGGAAGACUUCGGUGUUGGAUUUUUUACGAAAUAUGGCGAUGGAGGAGUUGAUAUUAGUCCAAUAGCUGAUUUAUUGAAGUCGGAAGUACGUGCUGUUGCUGCUGCGCUGGGUGUUUCGAAUGAAAUCAUUGCGGCACCACCUACUGAUGGUUUGUUCGGAGAUACACGAACUGAUGAAGAUCAAAUCGGAGCAAGCUAUGAUGAAUUAGAAUGGGCGAUGAAUUAUAUAGAUUCAGAUAGAGCAAAACAAGAUGCGACAGCAUUGACCGAGAGAGAAAAGAAAGUUCUGGAGAUUUACAAUCAACGACACACAGCAAAUUUGCAUAAGAUGGUUGAAAUCCCUCGUUGUAUCAUUCCAAAAGAGUUAAAAGGUCAAUAA
Molecule: messenger RNA, 813 nt
Organism: Adineta ricciae
Lineage: Eukaryota; Metazoa; Rotifera; Eurotatoria; Adinetida; Adinetidae
Source: the annotation of a GenBank genome assembly